CGAAUCACUCUCUGGGAGGAAGUGUUUUUAAGCAGAAAAGAAGAGGGGACCAAUUGGGGUCUAAGAUGAAUUUGCUGAAAAUGAUUUAAACUUCUAUGAGUAGAGUGAGACUGAUGACAAGAAGCUGGAUUGGUUGGAUGCCAUAGGCCCAUAGCACGAAAGACGAAAAACAAAGAGGAUCAAUGGAUUUUGGAGAUGAAGUUCAGAAGGUAUAUUGUUGGAUAUCUCAUAUCGGGAGUCUUGGACUUAAGGUACUCUGGCAUUUUCUUCAUUUUAUUGUCAGCGUGUGGUUCCUGGCACGGCAAGCAGCUUAUGUGCUAGAAAGCUGUUUUAUCUCUAGUGGACUACUGAAGAGGUACGAAGCCCUUAAUUUAGGCAAUCUUCGUUACCUGGCCAUUGUGAUAGAAAGUGAAGAAGCUCAUCAGAUCCCUAAAGUUAUCGAGCUUUUGAAUUGGCUGGCAACAAUUGGUGUGAAGCAUGUCUGCCUUUAUGAUAAUGAAGGAGUGCUGAAGAAAUCAAAGGAAGCUAUAUUGGAGAAACUGACUGAUGCUACAUUGUUUGAGGGAGUCGAUGAAAAUAAUUUACUACUUGACCAAGAACAUAUAACCUUGGAAUUUGCUUCAAUUUCUGAUGGAAAGGGAGCAGUGACCAAAGCUGCUAAUCUACUUUUCAUGAAGUAUUUGAAAUCAGCUGAUUCUGGUGGCAGUUCAGAGGAGUCAAUCUUUACGGAACCUCAUAUGGCAGAGGCACUAAAAGCUGUUGGUUGCAGAGGGCCAGACCCUGAUCUCCUAUUAAUUUAUGGACCGGUAAGAUGCCACCUAGGGUUUCCUGCAUGGAGAAUAAGAUACACUGAGAUUAUACAUAUGGGGCCAUUGAAGUCCAUGAAAUAUGGCUCUUUAUUAAAAGCUAUCUACAAGUUCUCAAUGGUGCACCAAAACUAUGGUACAUAACUUAGUAUAACUGGAGGACAUCAUCUAUGUUAGAGUUUGGGGUAGUGCUUGGAUGACAGGGAAAUGCUCAAGUUCCCAACAAUGGCUGCAGACUAUAUAAAUUUUGAGGACAAUGCUGGAGUAUUCAGCAUCUACCCUUGAAGUUUUAUAAUAUUAUUUGUAUUGCAUAAAUGUAGACAAGUCCAUUAAGCUUCCAAUCUGAAAGUUGGGAAGUAUCAAAUGCUGAAAUCCCCAAUAUUUGCCUGGAUAAACCUUUGUGCAAAUUGCUGAAUUUAAAUCCAUCUUUGGACAUCAAAGAUAUUUCUGUUUAUCAUUUCAAUCA
Messenger RNA from Vitis riparia (riverbank grape), 1272 nucleotides. RefSeq names its product dehydrodolichyl diphosphate synthase complex subunit NUS1. NCBI's taxonomy places the organism in Eukaryota, Viridiplantae, Streptophyta, Magnoliopsida, Vitales, Vitaceae. Gene Ontology annotation, cellular component: endoplasmic reticulum membrane; dehydrodolichyl diphosphate synthase complex. The transcript is spliced from 8 exons. Gene Ontology annotation, molecular function: ditrans,polycis-polyprenyl diphosphate synthase [(2E,6E)-farnesyl diphosphate specific] activity. The coding region runs from base 183 to 950 and encodes 255 amino acids. The record is from RefSeq and is a predicted model, not a curated record.